ACAAUAUGGCGGAAAGUUAUUAUUUGACAUUUGACACAUAAUUUAGAUUAAUUUUAAAUUGUUUUUAUUUUAAAUAAUAGAUAAGUUUAAAGUAAAUUUUUUUAUUACUUAAUUUAUUGUGAUGUAAAGAAAAGUUAAUUUAUAAGUUUCAGUGUGUUUAUGAAAAAAUAUCCAUGGGUUAUGUUUAGAAAUAAUUUGAGAAGUUUGGAGUAAAUAUAAAUUAAAAUAUGGACAAUAACAUUUCGAAGUCAAACGAAGUAUCAUCGUUUAAAUUAGAACCUAUAACGAUUAUUUCUGACCCCUUGCAAGUUAAGUCAGAAGAUGAAGAAGAUGUUAGUGGAAUAAACAAUUUUAAUUCAAUGUCAUCAAAUACGAAAUUUAAAAAACAGAAACAAUUAAAUAUUGGAGAAAUAGAUAAUAAUUUUCAACCUCAAAUUGUUGCUGAACAAUCUUAUGUUUUCUUAACAAAUCAACGUUUGAAUAAUUCUAAUGUAAAAAUUCCAUCGACAAAAUAUAUGAUGAAUCUUUUAGAUUUUUUAAAAGAAGAUACUAAUGGUAAAGGAAUUUUAAAUGUAUAUGAAAAAAAUGGUAAAUCAUUAACAACAUCAGCGAGAAAAAAUUUGGUACACACAAUUAUUCAAAGGGAAAAAGAAGAAAUUUUACGCGACAUAAAAGUUGGAGAAGUUUUAAAUGAUUGGGAAAUUAGUAGAGAACGUUUUAUAAAAUUAGCCAAUGAAAUUGAAAUAAAUUUCAAUGGUGAAUCGUCAAAAACAUAUUAUAUGCCAUUUAAAACAGAUCAGGGACAAAAAUUAUUGGCAAAUGGAAAAUUACUUGAUCAUUUUCAAUAUGUUAAGAGAAUAAUGAGAAACGAUGGACUUCUUAAUUCAAAAUUUCGACGAACAUUACCUGAUGUAUCAUCUGAAGCGGAAAUACAAUCAAUUGAUAUUUCAGAAGCGGAAAAAAAUGAUUUGGAAUUUUUAAAAAAUCAUUCAGAACCAUUUGAGGAAGUAAAAACAAUUUUUUUAAGAACUCACAAUACAAGAAGAAAUAUUUUUCAAUUACAAGAAAUUAGUAUUUUCGAUUAUAUGUGUAAUAAUGUAAAGGCAUUACAUUUAAAUACAGAAGGGCCAAUUCUGAUUGAUAUUGACUUUGAUAUUCUACACAAAGGAAAAAAGUCAAUGCUGUUUGAAAAAUGGCCAAAAAUAAAAAAUCACAUAAUGCAUCUUUUAAGAAAUAAUAGUAAGGCUUGUGCCGAGGAUGGAGCUUAUAUUUUGGCACUAAAUACAGAACCUCCUGAUGUUCAAGAUAUUUUGAUAUUUUAUUUAUUGCAUUAUAUUACUGUGGACAAAAAGAAAAGAAAACGUAAUGAUACUCUGGAUAAUUUGAAUAAUUUAGUAAAUGAAAAGCCAAAUUCAUACGUUUUACACGUUGAGGAUGCCAGUGAAUUUGAUAGCAGUUUAGAAAAAUUAAAAAACUCAUAUAAUUCAACAAGUGAAAAAUUUCGUUCAGUAAUUGCAAUAGUUGGUCCAUUAAUUAAUUGUCAAGCAAUUUAUGUUGUGGUGAAUAAUAUUAAAUAUCAAACACAAUCAAUACUUGAAGCUAUUGAUUUAAAUAUAAAAUUAUUUCACGUUUUUAAUUAUAAAUUCAUGGGUAAUAUACAAUUUUUUUGGCAAUUUUUUCAAUUAAUUAUAUACGAAAUACAAAGUCCUGAGGAAUUUAUUUGUAUGAAAAAUCGUGUUUUAAAAGGAGAAAUUCAACAUAUUUUGAAACAUUCAAAGUGAAUUGUCAAUUAUGUUUUUCCAGUGUUUGAGAGAAAAAAAAAAAAACGUGACGAUUAUGACACAAGAGGUGUGUUGAGUGAAGACAGUAUUAUGCAAAUGGUUGCUUGCUGUUGGGGCUCGCCGCUCUCUUGAAAUUGAAACGCGAAAGUUAAAACGAGUUGUGAAUUGUUUGUUGCCCUUUAGCGAUACCACAAUUUGCAAGCAAAAAGCCCAUUAAGCAAAAGGCGUGUCUUUCGUCAACUUUGUGCCAUCUUUCACAUAUAUAUAUAUAUAUACAAUCAGAAGGGUGGAAAUUCCAAAGGCUAAUAAAAAAAAAACAACUGUCUCCACUUAAAAUAUUUACA
Molecule: messenger RNA, 2125 nt
Organism: Leptopilina boulardi
Lineage: Eukaryota; Metazoa; Arthropoda; Insecta; Hymenoptera; Figitidae
Exons: 12
Coding region: 228-1781 (517 amino acids)
Source: RefSeq, a predicted model, not a curated record